AGGUAGACCACGAAACUGUUCCUACUCGGACGUGAAAUUUAGUGCACAGCAAAACAUGGCGGCUAACUUGGAGCAAAUUUUCCAAGAUUUUAUAUUGAAUAAAAUAAGAGAAAUUGAAGACCAAAAUGAAGACAAAAAGUACGUUACUGACUAUUUCCUUUUACUCUUAUCAGUCUUAGUUAAUGAAAUAUUGUUAACUAGUGGUAAAAACUGAUAAAAGGUUUCAGUUUUUGAGCUUUAUCGGCCGGUGUGUCCGCCCCGGUUAGCCUUAGCUAGCUUUCGCUCCAUGUCCGAACAGGUCGAUAGUGAAGUGUUCUCAUGUGUCAUAUCAAUCUUUAUACAGGAUGUAGAAAGCUUUACAGUACUGUUUUAGUUAAGGGUAUUUUACUGAGCCAUUAAAAUGGUUCUGUUUUCACUGAACGUGUUGACAGUCAUAGUCAGUUUGCUCAGUGGCGGAGUGAAAACAGAGAAGUAUGAACUGUUUGGACUCAAAGUCCCAGAAAUAAACUCCGUGCUAAAUAUAGAAUAUCAGGGCAGUUGUGCAAAUUGCUGCAAGAAGAACAGGCAGCGUCUACAUAUGAAAAAAACCAUGUCACAUUUAGAUUAAAUCUGUUAAUUUAUGGUUUCCCUUUUGCAUGGUUCGGUUUUAAUCUCAUCUGUGGUUUCAGUGAUGGACAGUGUUCACAUAUACAAUGGUUUUUUGAAGUCAUUUUGAGCCCAUGCAGUGAUUUCCACGCCAGAGUCUUGAAUGUUUUAAUGCAGAGCAUUAAGGGGCCUGAAUUUCAGGACCAGCCAGUCUCAGUUUUGGUCCUUGUCCCUUUAGUACAGAGAUUUCUCCAGAUUCUCUGAAUCUUUUAAUGAUAUUAUGUACUGCAGAUGAUGAAAUCCACUCAUUCUUUCACAUUUUACACUCAGGAACAUUAUCCUGAAACUGUUGAACUAUUAGCUUACACAGUCUCUCACAGAGUGGUGAACCUCUUUCCAUCUUCCUUAUCCUGUUUCCACUUUUCCUCCUCCCUUUUAAUUGCAUUUUUCUUAACUAUUUUAUGUUUUUAUUUUGGUCCUCAUGGUCUCAUUUUAUGUUGCAUGGUUCUUGUAUUAUCUGGGUUCUUUAUGACAUGAAAACGGCCUUCAAUUUCGUUUUUACCGAGCUUUUUUUUUUAAUUUGUCCUCCUCAGCCUCUCUGAACGUCCUUUUUAAACCCAGUCAUGUUACUAACCUGUUGCAUUAUAAUCUCAUUGGUUGGAAGAUGUCCCUCCAGUGUUUUAGUUUUUUUUUUCAUUACAAAACUUUUGACCAGUUUGAUUUUUCCUCUAUAUCAGUGGUUCUCAAGUUCAGUCCUGGAGGCCCACUGUCCUGCAUGUUUUGGAUGUUUCCCUGCUCCACACACACCUGAAUCAAAUGAUCAGCUCGUUAUCAAGCUCUGUAAUGGCUUACUAACGAGCUGAUCAUUUGAAUCAGGUGUGUUGGAGCAGGGCAACAUCCAAAACAUACAGGACAGUGGACCUCGAGGACUGGACUUGAGAACCACUGCUCUAGAACAACACUUUACAUAUUUCCUUUUUUCCCCUAACAACUUAUUUUUAAACGUGUUGCUUAAAUUUAAAAGCUGCAUACAUGUUUAAAAAAACAAACAUAACAUAUUGUGGUGCUACUAUGCCCCCCCAAGAAGAACAAAUAGAUACUCCAACUCAUUUAUCCCCUCAGGCAGCUAAACACUGAGAAGUAGUGGAUUGGUGGCCUGUGUGGGAUUUUGGGGUGCUGAAAUUGGGGUCUCAGGAUUAUUUUAGUUCUUUUUCUACUCUUUUUUUUUUGCAUUAUUUUUUAUUGCAUUUUAGUCAUUCCACUGUGAACGUAUUACACAUGUAAUUAUUUUCUAGUUACUUAUUUAUUGCUGAUUUCUGGUGCUGACAGGGGAAUGUUUGGGUAAUAUGCUGCUGUGAAUGUCUGGUAUUUGUCUGUCCUUGAUCUUUUAACAAAAAGGCAGGUCAAUAUGUUGUGAUUGUCCCACUUUUAAAGAAAUAUACAGGCUUUACAUGAAUAACAAACCAUCAAAAUCUGUUUUUUAUCAAUACUUAAAAAGCAUUCUAGGGCCUAUGGUAUCAAGGAUGGAUCAACAUCUUUGUUUAUCUGCUUCUGUCUUUACAAGUGCUGUCGAAGGAGUGGUCACCAGCAGUGAAACAGCCAGAGCAGAGAAAGCCGCCUCAGAGAGAGACAAAGAAGAAGAAUUAAAGGGCAGCAGUUCACAUAAGAAACACAAGAAGCACAAAAAACACAAAAGUAAGAAGAAGAAAAGAAACCGAGAGAAGGAGAGCAGCUCAGAGUCUGGAGCAGACUUGGAGGAAGGUACCAAAAAAACAAGGUGAAAACAAGUGAAUGCUUACUGCUGUUAUGUAAAAUGGUCUUCUUAAUGACACGUCCUUAUUAAUGAUAACUAAUGGUUGAUGGCUGAAAGGCUGUACAGAUCAAUGUUGUUGUAUGCAUUUUCUACGAAAGGAGAAUUUGUUACUGUUAAACCUGAACCCCCCUUUUUAAAAAUUCGAAGAAACCAACUUUUUGGGGAUUUCUCUGGUAGAUUGCUUGAUGAGUGAGAUGCUUUUUAACACAGAAACAGCUGCUGCAUUGGUCUUUCAAAGUCUACCAGACUCCAGUGGAAAACAACAAAAAAAACAAAACUGUAAUUUUAGGAUUUGCUGAUCAGCCAACCUUGUUACAUUAGUUUUGUGUUUUAAGAGGUUUGAUAUUUCUGUGUGCAACAACAUAACUCCUAAAUAGUGACCAGUCACAGUAGCAACAGACAAUAGACUCCUGUCUUCCGUCGGAAAAAGUCACUUUUUUUUUUCUUAUAAGUGGGACCUGGUAGCUUUAAAAGCAUCGAUGCAACAACUCUCUCUUGUUUCAAAAAAAGCUUCUUACUUUUCAACAAAAAGGUGUGUAUCCUGAAUUCCCCUUUUACAGAAGGUGCAUACAACAGCAUUGCCUUCCUGCCAUAAACCAGCAGAGCACAAAGACACUGCAGCAGGUUGAAUAAAGCAUCACCGAGUCAGACCUCACAUAGAGGUAAGCACAGUUUACACAAACAGCAGGUGCAGAACACACACACACCAACCAAAACUACAGCCUGCACACACACACAUAUAAAACACUUGUACACAAAAUAUCAUGCUAUAGUGUUUUUUGAUACAUUUUUGAUGACGUUAAAGGAGGUCAGUUAUGAUCUAGUGAUUCUUUAACAGCAUGUGGAACCAGAUAGAGAUUGAAAAAAUGUAAAAAUAGUACUAUCAAAUAUUUAAAAAAUGGCUUUAUGACUUUUCCAUUGAAAAUGUGCAUCUUGGUCCUUCACAACAAAACUGUACAAAGUAUGGUGGUUGAAAUUCUUGUUAACAUUACUGUAUUGUGAACUUAACCCAUGUCCACUCUAAAUGUGCCUAACUGAUGAUUUGUGUUUGCCUCAUAGAAGGGGAACUCCAUCAGAUGGGCAUAAGGAGCGAGGUGAGACCACUAUUGUUGUUAUCAACAUUUUAGAUCUUAGUCUGACACCUAACCUGCGGCAGCUUUUACAGUUUUUAAAAACUACCGUAUAAAAGUGUUCACUCAUGAUUCUGAUGGUCUCUUUUGCUUUUGCUUACUAAAAUGCCUUCAAACAAAUUUCAAUCUGAUUCAUGACCAGCCCAAAACUCCUCAUAGUAGCUUUAACAUCACAGCUACAGUAGGUAUAAGAAGUCUUCACACCCCUGUUCAACUGCCAGGUUUUUGUCAUGUAAAAAAAAAUCAAGAUAAAUAUUUUCGCAAUUUCUUCCAUCUUUAAUGUGACCUAUAACCUGUACAACACAAUUGAAAAACAAACGGAAAUCUUUCAGGGAGGUGAAGUAAAAAUAAACAACUGAGAUCAUGUGGUUGCGUAAGUGUGCACACCCUUUAAUAACUGGGGAUGUGGCUGUGUUCAGAUUUAACCAAUAACAUUCAAACUCAGGUUAAAUUGGAGUCAGCACACACCUGUCACCAAUUAAAGAGCCUCUGAUCAACCCCAAAUAAAGUUCAGCUGUUCUAGUCGUCUAAUCAUCAAGUGGAGAAAAUAUUGCACAACAGUGACAUUACCAAGAACAGGACGCCUGUCCAAAAUUUAUGAUAAGACAAGAAGAAAACUGGUCAGGGAGGCUACCAAGAGGCCGACAGCAACACUGAAGGAGCUGCAGGAAUUUCUGGCAAGUACUGGCUGUGUAGUACAUGUGACAACAAUCUCCCACUGUCUUCAUAUGUCUGGGCUAUGGGGUAGGGUGUCAAGACGGAAGCCUUAUCUUACAAAGAAAAACAUCAAAGCCCGGCUUAAUUUUACAAAAAGACAUCUGAAAUCUCCCAAACGCAUGUGGGAAAAUGUGUUAUGGUCUGAUGAAACCAAAGUUGAACUUUUGGGGCAUCAUUGCAAAAGGUAUAUUUGGCGCAAAAUCAACACUGCUCAUCACCAAAAGAACACCAUACCUACAGUGAAGCAUGGUGGGGGCAGCAUCAUGCUUUGGGGCUGUUUUUCUUCAGCUGGAACUGGUGCCUUAGUCAGGGUGGAGGGAAUUAUGAACAGUUCCAAAUACCAGUCAGUGUUGGUACAAAACCUUCGGCCUUCUGCUAGAAAGCUGAAGAUGAAGAGGAACUUCAUCUUUCAGCAUGACAAUGACCCAAAGCACACAUCUAAAUCAACAAAAGAAUGGCUUCACUGGAAUAAGAUUGAGACUUUGGAAUGGCCCAGCCAUAGAAGAUGCCCUCACAAUCUGUCAGAUUUGGAGCGGUUUUGCAAAGAAGAGUGGGCAAAUAUUUCCACAUCAAGAUGUGCUGAUAGACUCCUACCCAAAAAGACUGAGUGCUGUAAUAAAAGCCAAAGGUGCUGCAACAAAGUAUUAGUUUAAGGGUGUGCAUAUUUAUGCAACCAGGUUAUUUUAACUUUUCUACUUUUUAUUUUUCCCCUUAAAGGUUUCAGUUUGUUUUUCAAUUGCAUUGUACAGGUUAUAGGUCACAUUAAAGGUGGAAAAAGUUGUGAAAAUAUUGAUCUUGCUGUCAUUUUCUUACAUCACGAGAACCUGGCAGUUGAACAGGGAUGUGUAGACUUUUUAUAUCCACUGUAGAUGUUUAAGUAUUAACACCUUGUUAUAUGAUCACUUUUAAACUGUGUCUUUAUGUUUUUGAUCAAUUAUUUACUCAUACUUUUGAGAACACCUCAUCAAAUCAGCUACUCAUAGCUCAAUUCACUGAGAUUUGAGCUAUUUUAGAAUUAAAAUGAAUCCUCUCUGCUGAAACAGUGACAGGUUGUGUGUAAUUUGUUUUUAGUGUUUGUCUAAACAUUAUCGUUUCUGUGCAGGCGAGGAGACCGAGAGGAAGUCCAGGAGCCACAAACGACACUCAACAGGAAAGAAGAGGAAGAAGAAGAAGAAGCGCAAAGAUGAAGAGAACUCGUCUGAUUCAGACUCUGAGUCGAAGCAGAAGGAGAGUAAAAGUGGUCAAAAGUUACCGCUGCAUGUGGAGCUGCCAGAUAUCAUCCCAAAACAGGUAAAAACAGAAAAAACACUGAUCAAAACUCUGCAGAGGAUAAUAAAAUCAUGAUAAAUCUGUCUUUGUUGCUGCCCAACAGGACAGCUCCAAUAAAGGACGAGGAGACAAAGACCAGCCAGAAAGGAGGAGUCGUCGCUCUCGUUCACACUCACAUUCCCGUUCUCCUUCACAUUCCCGCUCAGAGAGGAGGAAAUCUUGCUCUCCCUCCAGGAGAUCCCGGUCUCACUCCUCAUCGAGCUCGAAGCGACACAGGACUCAGUCGAGGUAGGAAAGAAAGCUAGCAAAGGGUGUGACACCACCUGGAUAUUGUCUUUAAGUUUUUGAUGAUCCACAAAUUUCUCUCUCUGUAAUCUGCUAAUGGGGCUGAAUCUUGUAGGUCCCCUGAGAAGAAAGAAGCUUUGGAGGACUCCAGACCAUCCACACAGGAUCCUUUAAAAGACCUCCAGCCAGCUUCCAGCUCUCCCCGAGAAAACACCAAACCUGAUGAAGUGAUGAAGUCGAGCACAGAGCUGCAGAGCUCUGAUUUGAGUCAACAACCAGCAGAGAAAAAAGAGGAGACAGCAGAAGAACCAACACCAGAGCAAGGUCAGAAUCAAACUAGUUUACUGACUGAAGCGUGAGGUUAGUAUUACAGGGUUCAAGCAGGUCCUUCAAAAGUUGUCGCCCCCAGCGAGAGCUGAAGGUCACUGCUCAACGAAGCUCGAAUACCACAUCAUCUGCAAAAACCAGCGACACGAUCCUUCAAAAGUCCUAAAUAUGAUUUUUAAAAUGUCUUGUUUUUUCAUUUGGUCUUGAAAGUUUCAGUUUUUUAUUUUCUUACCAUAAAGCUUCAGGUCCUGGUGCACCAGAUUCUGUGUUGCACCAGUACUCGCGUGUCCCUGACCAGACCACUGAGCCCCACCCCCCUCAGGCUAAAGCAACAGAAAGCUCAGCUGCUAAAUCACCAGAGAAGAAGAAGAGGAAACCAUCGAGGUCUCCUCAGAGGAGGAAAGAAUCAAAGUCAUCAAAGAGGCAAAAAAGAUCCAAGUCACCGAGUCGGAGCCGCAGGAGAGGAUCCCGAUCCAGAUCCAGAUCUAGGUCCAGAUCCAGGAGUCCCUCAAAAAAGAAGAGGUCCCGCUCCAGGUAAAGUCACUGAUGGUUUUUCUUACUCUUUCAUGAUCUCGGCUGAUGUCCUUCUCAUUUAUCGCAGCAUGAGGAAAAGCAUUCAUCUUAAAAGCAGCUGUACUGUCCACGGCUUUUAAAGAUGAAUCACUGAAGUUUGACUGUCAGGAAAAUCCACCAAUAGUGGCUCAAGAUUUGCAAAAUAUCAGAUAUUAUAGGAGGAGCAGAAGAAGCAAAAAAAGAAGUUAAAAGUUUGAAGGUCAGGAUCAGUAUAAAGGUUCUGUCACACUUUGAUUCCAUGUCAAGCACAGGAUUGCUUCAUCAGCAACUCGUGUUUGUCUGUGCAGGUCACGGGGUCGGCGGUCACGGAGGUCCCGCUCUCGUUCUGCGAAGAGAACGACGUACAGCCAGAGAGACCGCUGGAAACGAGAGCCGAGCCACUCUCCCGUACUCAUCCUCCGAAAAAACCGAUCCCCCAACCGGAAACACAACAGCUCGAGCGACAGCCCGCAGCGCAUCAGCGAACUGGGUCAGAAAACACGAAACCGCCAACGUCACUGAGCCGUUUGAAUCAAAUCAAAGCUUUCGUUGUGUUGAUAUUUCUACCGUGUGUCUCCUCAGAUAAAGAGCAGCUGUUAGAAAUCGCCAAAGCCAACGCCGCUGCCAUGUGUGCCAAAGCCGGGAUGCCAAUCCCAGCCAGCCUCAGGUCCACCAUGCUUCCUCUCGCUCUGCCCAGUAUGGCGAUGAACGCCGCUAUGGCCAGUAUGACGGCUGGUAGGAUUUAUUUUUUGCCCCUACCUGUUUCUCUCCACCCACUAAAAUUAAGAUCCAAUUAUUUAUAAAGGUCAGCUUAACGAAACAGAUAGCUUAGAAAACGUCUAAAGCGAAGUUUUCAUGCUGUUGUUUUCGAUUUGUCUCUCUGUGUCUCUGUCUUCCUCUCAGCCACCAUGACAGCAGCGUUGUCCAACAUGGGCGCUCUGUCAUCUCUGCUCCCGCUGCCCUCCAUCACCAACAAACCUCCUCCCGCCCCCUCGCAGCCCAACAUGUCCGCUCUGGAGGAGGUUAAACGGAAAGUGGCGAAGCAAGCCAACAGCAUCAGCAUCAAGGAAUACACUGACGUGAGGAUUUUUACAGAACUUUAUCAUCUGACGACUUGUGCUGCUUUAAAGACGGUCAUUUAUGUGCUUGUGUGUGUGCUUGUAGAAAUGUAAGAUGAUCGUGGACAGUAAAGGAGAGCUGCCGGUGGCGUUGCCUCAUGUUUCAGACGAGGAGGAUGAUGGGAAACCUUUCGGUGCGACAGCUUUGCGGGAGCAGAAAGCCAUCAGUUUCAGCAUCAAUGUAACGUCUGCAAACACAAGCAACACAACAUCUUAUUUAUGACAUUGAUUGUUCACAUGCAUUUCAACUUUAUGCCUUUUUAAAUGUAUGAAAAUUUAAGACAAACCUGCAGUAAAUACAAUCACACCUAAACUCUGAAGAAAAACCUCAAAAUAUGUUAGAAAACACCACAUUUUUUACCUUAGGGUCCAAAACAUUUGACUAAAAGCAAAAGUAUUCCCAGUAAGUGGAAAAAAAAUUUAAAUACCUCAAAAGUUUCUCCUGCGGUGCACAAAAAUCACAGUAAAUAAAGAAUAUUUCAUAAAACUCUGAGCUAUGUGAAAUAUUCUAAUAACAGAUGACUCUUUCAUGUUCAGGGUGUCAUGUAAGGUUUUUUGCUGUUGACCUUCAGGGCCGCCAUAUUUUACAGAAAUGCUCAGUUAUUUGGUGUAAAGUUGAGUGACAGCUCUUUUGUAAGUGAAGUUCAAAGUUUGAACUCAUGUUGGAUUAUGAAAAAAAACUUCAUUUCUUCUCUCCAGAACACGACGGUGCGUCCUGCUGUGCGCAGUGAUGCCGGUAUGGCCAAAGAGUUUCCCGUGUCGUCGGGAUCCCAACACCGAAAGAAGGUCAGAAAACGGGUUUGAGAUUUGGAUCCUUUUUUUUCCUAUUAUAUAUUUAACGAUAAGAACCUCAUUUGUGUUGGAUUAAGGUCUAGCUAACAUCAACACAGACUUUCCUUUGCAAAACCUUUAGAGUUUAAGAUGUUAAAGCAGUGGUUCUCAAGUCCAGUCCUCAAGGCCCACUGUCCUGCAUGUUAUGGAUGUUUCCCUGCUCCAACACACCUGAUUCAAAUGAUCAGCUCGUUAGUAAGCCAUUACAGAGCUUGAUAACGAGCUGAUCAUUUGAAUCAGGUGUGUUGGAGCAGGGAAACAUCCAAACUUAUUCUUUCGUUCGAUGUUCAUACAUUGUAUUUUUCAGCAUGUGUAGUAAGAUCCCACAGCACUGCCUUACACAUCAUAUUCUCUAUUUUUGACACAUUAAAUCAAGUAAAAGUAUGUUUUUUUUAGUCCCAGUUGAAGCAAUAAAUUUCCUCCUGUCGUAAAAUAAUGCUUCAGUGCUUCAUGAAUGAUGUAAUGUGCUCUUUUGUCCAGGAGGGGGAUACACUGGGCGCAUAUGGAGAAUGGGUUCCUGUUGAUAAGUCCGCAGAAAAAGGUGCAGCUGCCCCCAGAAAAGCUCCUGUUCCCAUGGCAACCGCCACCUUGUCAACAGGUGAAGCGGCGACGGCGGCGGGGUUACCUGAGGUCGAGGAGCAGCUGCCGUUUGUAGUGGAUAAUGACAGUGUUUUUCCUGACCCGCCACAGCAGGUCAGUAUGAUGUGGAUACACAUCUGAGAGUACAACAGAUCCUGAGCUUUUACAUUUAAGUUGUGUGUGAGAAGUUUGUUUAUUUGUACCUGUGCGUGGAGAUGUGUGUGUGUGUGUGUGUGUGUUUGCAGAUUUAUAUAUAAAUGUGUGAAUUAGGGUCUCUUUUCUUCCUCUCUGUCUCCUCUUGCCCUCACUUUUCGCUCUUCCUCUGUCUUUCUACAGCCGGUGGAUAUUUCUCAGGCUGUAACAGAGAGAAUUAAAGCUCAAAGACGAUUGGCUGAGAACCCUUAUGACGUCAGUGCUAUCUGCAUGCUCAGCCGAGCCCAAGAGCAGGUGAUAACAAUCACGCCGUCAUAAAAUCACACAGUAACUUCAAGUUAUGUUUAAUUUGAGCACUGUGGCACGCUUACAUCUGCUGGAAAUUCAUCUUUUACAACAUGCUGGUGUAAACAGAUAUUUUAGAAUUAUACCUUCCCCUCAAGUGAGUCACUGAGUAAUGUGCUGGGCAUUGUUUUAAGCAAAAUUUAUGGAUGAAUAUAAAGUUAAUCUUAAUCAAAUGAUUUCUAAAUCAUACUGACCGAACACUGAAGUACCUUUUCUACUAUUUUGAAUUUUAUUGCAAAGCAAGCAGCUAAUGGAGCAGGUCUAAAAAUGCACAGUAAAGUUGCCUGACUUACGGCCUCUGUAACGUGGUAAACAGAGACAUAAAAAAGCACAGAUUUCAAACAUAAAAGUAAUUCAAGUUUUUCACAAACUAAGAACAAGAUUUAAAAAGUUGCACAAGUUACAGCCACAAGCCCAAAAUUAUUUAUACCCCUGGCAAAUUUUGACCUAAAGUUACUUUAAUUCAACCAGCAAGUUUUGUAUUAACUGGAAAUGACACAGGCAUCUCCCAGAAGAUAAUAAGAUGAUGUACAGGAGGCAUCAUUGUGGAAAGAAAUAUUUCAAAGCUUUUAUUUACAUUUGAACAAAAAGUGGCAUGUCCAAAAUUAUUCAUACCCUUAACAAACCGUCACAGUCUAUGUGAGAAUCCAAAGUUCUAUACCAGUGGUUCUCAAGUCCAGUCCUCGAGGCCCACUGUCCUGCAUGUGUUGGAUGUUUCCCUGCUCCAACACACCUGAUUCAAAUGAUCAGCUCGUUAUCAAGCUCUGUAAUGGCCAUACCAUUCCAAAUAGUCCAAGCUGUUCUAAAUCAUCCUAAUUACCCUGAUUGAUUGGGAACAGCUGUUUUAAUUUACUCAACAGGUGAAAAACAGCUCUCUGCAUUUGGGUUUUGGACAGUCAUGACUAAGACAAAGGAGCUCACUGAGGACCUGCGGCUGCACAUUGUGGCUGCUCACAAGUCAGGAAAGGGCUAUAAGGCCAUAUCUAAAUGUUUUCAAGUUUCAGUGGCUACAGUGCAAAGUGUUAUUAAAAAAUACAAGACAUUCUGCACUGUGGAAAAGCUCAGAGGACGUGGUCAGAAACCUAAAGUGACACCUGUGCUGGCCAGGAGGAUAGUGAGAGAGGUGAAAAAGAAUCCAAGGAUCACCGCCAAGGCCAUCCUGGUGAAUCUGGAGAAACUUGGCCCUGGGCUUGGGCACCAGUGGACAUUUCAGCACAACAAUGACCCAAAACACACAGCAGCAAAAGUAGUAAAGAAAUGGUUAGCAGACAAAAACAUGAACGUUUUGCAGUGGCCCAGCCAGAGUCCUGACUUGAAUCCAACAGAGAAUCUGUGGAGGGAGCUUAAGAUCAGGGUGAUGGCAAGGAGGCUCUCCGACCUGAAAGAGUUGGAGCUCAUCGCUAAAGAUAAUUGGGCGAAAAAAAACAGUGGAGACAUGCAAAAAGCUGCUCAGCAAUUAUAGGAAGCACUUGACUGCUGUAAUAGCCAAUAAAAGCUUUUCUAUUGAUUAUUGAGAAGGGUAUGAAUAAUUUUGGACAUGCCACUUUUCAUUAAAAUGUAAAUAAAAGCUUUGAAGUAUUUCUUUCCACAAUGAUGCCUCUUGUACAUCAUCUUAUUAUCUUCUGGCAGAUGCCUGUGUCAUUUCCAGUUAAUAAAAAACUUGCUGGUUGAAUUAAAGUAUCUUUAAGACAAAAAUUUGUCAGGGGUGUGAAUAAUUUGGACUCGACUGUAUGUUUCUGUGAUUUUUCUCCUUUGAUUGAUGUUUCUUGACUGUUCCUCAGUAGAUUUGGCUCUGAUAGAUUUGUAUUUUCUUUGAUCCGUCAUCCUGCUCUGAUAGGUGGAUGCUUGGGCCCAGUCUAACACUGUUCCUGGUCUUUUCACCGGAUCAACUGGAGCUCAGGUCCUCAGCUCAGAAGAGCUGUCCACCAGCGGACCACAGGCUUGGCUCAAGAAGGUAACACACAGAAAAACCAACUUUAAGAAAUCCUUUGUACAGAUAUUUAAAAGACAGACUACUUAAGUUAUUGAUUUCCUUCUCUCUUCUUCACCUGUCUCACCAGCUAAAGGUUAAAACCGAUAAUAUAGUCUUUGGGAAACAGAGGGGAAUAUGCUCUGUAAGCAGACACAUAUCUGUACCAGGAUUUCUGACAUAUUGUGUCUGUUUGUUUGUGUCUCUGUCAGGACCAGUUCCUCAGAGCUGCUCCAGUAUCAGGAGGCGUCGGCGAGUUCCUGAUGAGGAAGAUGGGCUGGAAGACUGGAGAGGGUCUCGGACGGAACCGUGAGGGGACUGUGGAGCCAAUCAUCAUCGACUUCAAGGUCGACCGCAAAGGUGUGAAAUCAAAGAGUUCUGAAUCAGCAGUAGAGCGAUCGAGAUGUAGUUCUUUAGUUAUUUUUUGACUGCUGCACAUGUGUGAAUAAUGCCCCCAGCGUUAAACGGCAGUGCUGCAGUACUCAAGUCCAGGACUUUAACAUGAGACCUGAUUUUAAGGACUUGUGACCUGGCUGCUAGAGUUUUGAUACAAGGCCCUUAUAGAUGAUUGACUUUAGAACAGUGGUUCUCAAGUCUGGUCCUCGAGGCCCACUGUCCUGCAUGUUUUGGAUGUUUCCCUGCUGAGUGAAUGACAUUUUUACUCAUUUUUACUUAUGGUCAUGAUAAACCAAACGCAGCACGAGGAAGAUGACAUGAUGGAUUUUAAGGUGAUGGUUUCUGUGUUUCAGGUCUGGUUGCUGAAGGAGAAAAGCCUCAGAAGCAAACAGGAGGACUGGUGGUGACCAAAGAUCUAAUGGGUAACAGAAACAACCACAAACCCUCCUGAUAGUGACCUUAAUAUCGAACACGUAUCACUCACAGCCAAGUUUGCUUUGGAAAAUCAUCGGUUUCAUGCUGUUUGUUUAGUUUAGAUCUCAGGACUCCUUAAUGCUACCUAAUAUGAGCUCUCUCGACAUGGAAACAUAUUAAUAGUUACAUCAGCUGAGCUUAGAGAGUACAGAAAGCAGACAGGGAUCAAUGCAGAGUGGGUCCAGCUUUUAUUAAAACCAAACCUUGUCUAUGCACUCUUGGUUUCUGAAGCAGCCUCUGGUUGUCAUCUUCCUCUCAGGAAAGCACCCAGUGUCUGCUCUGAUCGAGUUGUGUAACAAGAGACGGAUAAUGCAGCCGGACUUUGUCAUGGUUCAUCACAGCGGCCCUGAUCACCGCAAGAAUUUCCUCUUUAAGGUAAUUAAGGCUAUUAAGACGCUAUAAUUCUCCGGAUUAUGACGUCUUCAUUUUAAAGUUUGUCACAUAUUUCUUCGAUCUUGUCCUCUGAGGUUUAAAUUCAGACACUUUGCUUCUCAUUUCUCUCCAGGUGACAGUGAAUGGUGUGGACUACCAGCCUCAGACGGCCAGUCCUAAUAAGAAACAUGCCAAGGCCAUGGCUGCUACAGUGGCCCUGCAGGCUCUGGGAGAGGUAAGGCUAAAACAGAAAAGUCUCAGAGAGUCUUAUUUCUACUCGUUCAAGGUUUCAAAUUCUGAUUCGGCUUUUUAGAAGUUAUAAAGUGCCUUCUUUUUGACAUAUUUCCUGCAUAUUCAGUGAGUGAGUGUAAGUGAGUCCUGCUUAAAAAAAUGAGUCCACUGCUGUCAGGCUGUAUGGCGGGGAUACAGUAGGCCAUAUUUUGCAGACUUUCUGGGACAGUACCACAGUACCACAUGUCGAAGAGUUUUCUUAUUUAUGAAAAAAAAAAAAAAAACAUAAAAAAAAAAAUCGGCCCGACUGAUUUAAUCGGCGAGCCCGUUUGAGACUACUCUCUAAUCGGCCAAAACUCGCCGAUUUUUGCCGGAGAAUAAGAUUCGGUUUCACUUUGAAAAUGUUCCACCAUUUGAAAAGUACCCUGACUUAUCCUGUAGAUGGCGCAGCAACCUCAAUCAAUUAAUCGGUAAUCGGACCCCCCCCCUGAUAAUCGAUUAAUUGGCAUUGGCCCCAAAAAAUCCACAUUGGUCAGGCCCUAAUUUAUGUAAUACACAUGAGUAAAAGGGCAAGAUAACGAAGACAUUAACUAUGACAAACUUUUUAAUAUAUAGUUCAAGGUUUUAUCCAAUUGAUAUCCAUAUUUUAAAAUGAACUUGGAUAAUCAACCACUGACAGAUUAACUGAAGUGUGCCCAGCUCUGCAAACCACCAACAGAAGAGAGAAGAAAAAGAAAAAGGAAGCAUGCAAGGAAGUUUGUCUUUUAGAGGAAACAUGAAGAGAAUGAUUGGUCUGCAGGGCAAACAUUAUCAGCUGGUUUGUGAGAUAUGUAAAAAAGCUUUACCUUGGGAGUUAUAUCUAUUAUUCUUGCCAUACCUGCGUGUUUUGCCUUGCAAACAUUACAUAAGGUUUCCUCUCUUUGGGUCGUGAACAUCUUAAAAGUCUUAUCUUGAAAAUCUUUCUGAUAAUAAAAUAAAAAACCUUGACGAUUACCUAUAAAAAUGCCUUUUUUGUACUUAAAAAAAAAACACAUUUAAUGUCAUAAUCAGUGUAUUUGAAAUCUCAGCGCUGCUAUUUUAUGACGACGUGUCUUUUCCUGUUUUUAGGUUCCUGUUGACGGACCUGGACUUUAUACCGGCCCUGUUUUCACUGCUGCUUCAACCGGACCAUUGUUUUCUACAUAAACUCACCAACAACAUUUGAGUGACUGAUUCUUUUAAGCGCUGCUCUUUGUUUGUAUGUUCUCUGAAGAUUUUGGACUCUGACAGAAAUGAAUCCAGUCACUCAUCACCACUUCAGCAAGCUUGAAGAGUUUACACAGAUCAUCCUUCAGCAGGUUUUAUAUCAGCCUUUCUUUCAGUCAUGACAGGGAGGUGAAUUUGUUUUGCCAGGUUGACAGGAAGUCUCCUCCUUGUAAAAGCUGGUAUGUUUGUAAGUAUGUACGUAUGUAAGAUAUUAUAGCAUUUAUUCUGAUGUGUUAGUUUCUCUGCGAUGGAUGUGUUGAAGAUGUUCAUUUGGUCGAAAACUUUUUUGUUGGUCCUGACGUUACAUUUGUGGCCUCAUUUUAGACAAGUGUUUCUCUCAAAGAGGCUGCUCAACUUUAUGGAACUAACCUACACAUAAGUAAACAGAAAUAAAGAUUAUAUUUAUGUUAUGUAAAAAAA
Messenger RNA from Xyrichtys novacula (pearly razorfish), 14811 nucleotides. Lineage: Eukaryota; Metazoa; Chordata; Actinopteri; Labriformes; Labridae. The record is from the annotation of a GenBank genome assembly.